AUGCUGACGCAUCGUCUCAGCGUCCAGUAUACGAUAGACAGGCUGCUCGGCCCAUCGAUCGUCGCACGUCAGCCUGGACUUCGACAGCGUCAGGCUAAGCUUGUACAUCUGCAAUCGUACCCAUAUUCGCACUAUGCCGCAAGCAUAGAACACUUUGGUGACACCCGUAUCAACAUCUCAUCAAGGAGAUUUCCUCCCGGCCUUGUGCCGCGUGCUACAGCCUGCCGGGACCUCAAACGUGCCACUACUCCGUUCAAGACAUCCAGAUUACGACCUGCCAGACGAAACCUACGCAUCAGGCCGCCCGUCAAAGCCAAGGCAUCGACCGUUCUGGCAAGCUUCAUCAUGGCCUCUGCAUCAGCUCCGACCCUGGAUCCUGCAGCUGCAGCAUUAGCCGCUGCAAAAUGGGCUCGAUUACGUGAAGCGCGACGCGAAAGGAGACGAGCUGCAAAGUCAGCUGCUUCGCCGAGCGACGCAAAGGACGCAGCGAUCACUGCGAACGAUGGGACGGAAGAGAACACUAGAACUGACCGCUCGGCUGCCGACAAGGGGCGAAAGCAAUCCAAAUGGAGUAAGCCAAGUGAUGGCCUAUCACCGUUGCCAGUCACAUCCCUAACGGACACCCGCAAGCGCGCUGCGUCUUCGGUCGGAGGCAGACAAGACUUGCAAUGGGCUCUACCACGCUCCAAGACUGCUAUUGAGGCCAGUCGCUCAGACGAACUAGAUCGCCCACCCAGGCGCCACGCCGCGCAGCAGCCGGCACAGUCAGACACCGACAUGGUCGACGAGCUCAAUCGCGGCAUGAACGCUAUCGUCGUCCAUGAUGCGACUCUGCUGUCGCGAGCGUCCGAAAACGCACCCUACAAUGCUCUCGCAACUGCGCGACAACCUCGCUUGUCUGUACAAAGACGAUCCAAUGGAGUGCUCCCCCGAAGAGAGCCUCGACCCGCACCCAUCAUACCUGCUGCGGUCCCGCUUACUGUUACUGGCCCCAAGCCCAAACGAGGCAAAGCAGCACGUGCUGCAACUCGCGCCGGAGCCGUAGGCGAUGACUCUGCUAGCAACACAAGCGUCCUGAUGGCCCAUAUCGAUCGGAGCCUCAAUCGCAUGCUCUGUUCGGCUGAUGUACUGAACUUAUCCCUCGGUCACACGAUGUCAUCUGCAAGCGCAUUGGCCCGCAACAGACUGGUUGCCAAGAUCAGCUCGAUCGUCCAGGACAGGUUUGGCGCGGCAUACACUGCGCAGGCAUUUGGCAGUCACCUGACCGGCCUCGACAAUGAGCACAGUGACUUGGAUCUGACGAUUCUCGACGCCAAUUUUCCAUUCGGCGUUGGACCGGAGCAGCUGAAGAAGACUGGGCCAAUAUACAACCUCCGGAAGCUUGAAGAUAUUCUCAGACGUCGAGGUGCGCAAAAGGUCACAGUCGUCCGUCACACUCUGGUGCCGAUUAUCAAAUUCGAGAUGGAUGGCAUCAAAGUCGACCUGAACGUGAACGAACGCUUGGGAAUCUACAAUUCGAAGUUGAUUGCCGAGUAUUGCCGCAUCAGUCCCAUCAUGCGCCCUCUCUGCGUUUUCGUCAAAUUCUGGAGCAAGCGACGUGAGCUCAAUGAUCCUGCGGGACAGGCCGGAAAGAAAUCGUUCUCAUCCUACGCGCUUAUCCUGCUCGUCAUUGCUUACUUGCAGCAGCUUGGCGAACUGCCAAAUCUGCAAGACAUGGCAGAAGUGAUGCGUGCACCAUUGCUGCAUACGCGCUACAGUGCACGCCUCAGUCGCGCCCGUCCCGGCAAAAGCAAUACUGUAGAUUCGUGGGAACAAGUCGAUAUCUCCUUUGCGCAAGGACAACGUACCGAUCAGCGUCAAGAGAGCGCCAUUGAUUUUGCGCGCAUCAUCGGUCACUUCUUCGCCUCAUAUGCCGAUCUGAAUAUGGCGACCAAUUGGGUUUCAAUUCGAGAACACUACGUGGGCCCUCGCAAUCUGGAAAAUGUCAAUAGAAGGGAGCCGCCCGGCAAAGCAGAUGCUCUGUGCUGCAUAGCAGACCCUUUUCUACUCGCUCGCAACACCGUCAAUAUCGAUGCGACGGUCGCUGUCGAUUUCAAGGCGGAGUUGCAACGGGUUGUCGAUAUGUGCAAACACAAGGCGCCCUUCCAUCUCAUCUGUGCACGCCUCACGCCAGAUGAACGCGCUCAUCGCUAUCGUAAGAGGUAG
Messenger RNA from Mixia osmundae IAM 14324, 2205 nucleotides. RefSeq lists its product as uncharacterized. Gene Ontology annotation, molecular function: nucleotidyltransferase activity. Gene Ontology annotation, biological process: RNA 3'-end processing. The transcript is spliced from 2 exons. The coding region runs from base 1 to 2205 and encodes 734 amino acids. NCBI's taxonomy places the organism in Eukaryota, Fungi, Basidiomycota, Mixiomycetes, Mixiales, Mixiaceae. The record is from RefSeq and is a predicted model, not a curated record.